Messenger RNA from Quercus robur (English oak), 3142 nucleotides. RefSeq lists its product as uncharacterized. NCBI's taxonomy places the organism in Eukaryota, Viridiplantae, Streptophyta, Magnoliopsida, Fagales, Fagaceae. The coding region runs from base 231 to 2816 and encodes 861 amino acids. The transcript is spliced from 11 exons. The record is from RefSeq and is a predicted model, not a curated record.
CAAACAAACAAAGUUAUCUUCUUAAGUUGUUAACAAAUAAAAUGCAGUGCCCUGUGCCCUGUGCCCAAAUAUUUAUAAUUUUAUACCUGAUUCCUUCCUGAACCUCAGAACCUGAUACGGUGAGGUGAGCAGUUGAGACUUGAGAGAGGCGGAGAGCAGAGAAUCAGAGAGAGGCUGAGGCGGUUCAGCUGGAGACUGGAGAGUAGAGAGAAAGAGAAAUCUUUGGGACAAUGAAUUUUCUUCUGCGGCCUACUCAAAAUGCAGCUGCAGAACAGCCAUCUAUUCAUGAAUCUGCUUCAGACACGCUUUAUAAGCCAAAACCUGGAACAACUUUGGAGGGUCUUAUAGCUGAAGAUCCAAAUCCAGAGUAUUCCCCAGUUGAAGAUCAUUAUGGAGAGACUGUUGGUGUUGAAAGUGAAAAUGGCAAUGUUGGAGGUCCAUGUGCUAAGGACGAGUCCCCUGCUCUCAUGGAGCACUCUGAUGUUUCUGAAGAAGAAGGAUGGAUUACCAUUCCAUAUAAGGAACUCCCUGACAGUUGGAGUGAUGCCCCAGAUAUUCACUCAUUACACUCAAUGGACCGCUCCUUUGUUUUUCCAGGUGAACAAGUUCAUAUCUUGGCAUGCUUGUCAGCAUAUAAGCAGGAUACAGAAAUUCUUACUCCAUUUAAAGUUGCUGCUGUAAUGAGUAAGAAUGGUAAAGGGCAAAGCCCCCAUAAACAAAAUGGAAACACAAAAGGUGGAAUGAAUUCAGUGUCAGGAACAGGGGAAAAUCCUGAUGGUCAGGAUAUGAAUCAGAAUGGUGAAAGGCUAUCGAAAGAGAAGAUUGAUCCUGUAAAGGAUGUUUCUGUUAGUGAAUCUCUUCUACGAAUGGAAGACCACAAAAGGCAGACACAGAUAUUAUUGCAAAAGUUUGAGAACUCCCAUUUUUUUGUUAGGAUUGCAGAGUCAGAUGAAUCACUGUGGUCGAUAAGAAGUUCUUCUGAGAAGUCUUCAGAAUCUUUGGACAUAAAUGGUCUAGAUUCUACUGCAAAAAGCAUCUCUCAUCCUAAUGCAGUUAUCGAUAGAGGGAAUUUCAAUGCCAAUAUCGCUGGAGGAGUGGCAAGAAAUUGUAUUAAGUGUUGCUCCCUUUCUAAUGGAGACCUAGUGGUGUGUUUACAGGUGAAUGUUGGUGUUGAUUUUUUGAGAGACCCUGUCAUUGAAAUUCUUCAAUUUGAGAAAUAUCAGAGCAGAAAUUUGUCUUUUGAAAGCCAGGACAAUUCGGUUUUUGCAAAUCAGGACCCAUGUGGAGAACUGUUAAAAUGGUUGCUUCCCUUGGAUAACACUCUCCCUCCAUCUCGUCCUUUAUCUCCUACUCUAAGCUCUAGUUCAGGAAUUAGUAGCUCAAUUCAAAGGUCCGCUCCUUCUUCCUCAUCUGGCUCUGGCUCUCAACUAUUUUCUUUUAGCCACUUUAGAAGCUACUCCAUGUCAUCUCUUCCUCAAAAUACUGCACCACCCCCUGGACCUGUUAAAGUCACCAGUUCUAAGCCAAGCUUUGAUCUUGAUGAUUGGGAUCAAUUCUCAUCUCAGAAGCCUUUGAAGAGUAAAAAAGUUGGGAGUGAAGAGCUUUUAUCUUUCCGAGGUGUGACUUUGGAGCGAGAACGGUUUUCUGUUCGUUGUGGACUGGAAGGCAUCUAUAUACCAGGUAGAAGGUGGAGAAGAAAACUUGAAAUUAUUCAACCUGUAGAAAUCCAUUCUUUUGCUGCUGACUGCAAUACAGAUGACCUUAUUUGCGUCCAAGUAAAGAACAUUUCUCCUGCGCAUACGCCAGAUAUUUUGGUAUACAUAGAUGCUAUAACAAUUGUUUUUGAGGAGGCUUCAAAAGAUGGAUUACCCUCGUCAUUACCAAUCGCGUGUAUUGAAGCUGGCAAUGAACACAGUUUGCCAAACCUAGCCCUCAGGAGGGGAGAGGAGCAUUCUUUUAUUCUUAAACCUGCAACUUCUAUGUGGAAGAAACUCAAAGCUCAUGGUGAAAGAAGUUCCCAGUCAUCACAAUUACGAGCUGGAAAUGCUGCAUCUAGUUUGCGUGUUCUCCCCAAGACUGUUGAAGGAAAGAGGAGUGCUUCAACUACUGAUCAGUAUGCAAUUAUGGUUUCAUGUCGGUGCAACUACACUGAGUCAAGAUUGUUUUUCAAACAGCCAACAAAUUGGCGACCACGUAUGUCAAGGGAUCUUAUGAUCUCUGUUGCAUCUGAAAUUUCAGGACAGUCUCCUGGUCCCAAUGAAGGGGUCUCCCAGCUUCCUGUUCAGGUCCUAACUCUUCAGGCUUCAAAUUUGACCUCUGAAGAUCUUACUUUGACAGUUCUUGCUCCAGCCUCAUUUACUUCACCUCCGACUGUGGUGUCCUUAAAUUCUUCACCAUCAACACCAAUGAGUCCAUUUGUUGGAUUUUCUGAGUUUACAGGAAAGGCAAGUGCUGACCGACAUGGUAGUGCUAUGCAAAGGCCGGGAUCAGCACCUCUUUUAUCGGAUUCACAGAAGCAGAACAGUGAUGGUGGAGCGCGGUCAGUUUCCUUUAAUGAGCAUGCUUCUCCCACAUCUGAUGUUGUUCCUAGCACUGGUCUGGGUUGUUCACAUCUGUGGCUGCAGAGUAGAGUUCCAUUAGGAUGUGUUCCUUCUCAAUCUACAGCUUCCAUCAAGCUUGAGCUACUUCCACUGACUGAUGGUAUAAUUACACUUGAUACCUUACAAAUUGAUGUCAAGGAGAAAGGUCUUACCUAUGUCCCUGAUUACUCACUGAAGAUCAAUGCAACUUCCAGCAUUUCCACAGGUAUUAUAUAGGAUUGAACUAUAACUUCCAUUUUUCACACAUCUUAUCUUGAACAGCGGAAAGAAUUACUCAUCCAGUAAGCAUAUUAGGCUUUGCUGUUUGCCAUCCAAACAACUAGCAUCAAGUACAUUUUUCCUCUCUCUUGAGUGUAGUUGGUAUUGUCGUGUUAAAUUUGUUUUAGAAAUAUAGCUUCACAUUGUGUGUUGUAAACCAUGAACUUGAGAAGGGGAGUUGUUACAUACCCUUUAUAGGAAAAGAAUGUAUGCUUUGUAGAGUAAUUUACUCUCUUGAAAUUUCCCGUUCGAUACUACUGAAUAAAAGCAGAGAAAUUAUUACA